Drosophila teissieri is the source of this 1511-nucleotide messenger RNA. RefSeq names its product adenosine 3'-phospho 5'-phosphosulfate transporter 2 (gene Papst2). Gene Ontology annotation, biological process: transmembrane transport. Bases 264 to 1454 code for a protein of 396 amino acids. Gene Ontology annotation, molecular function: 3'-phosphoadenosine 5'-phosphosulfate transmembrane transporter activity. The transcript is spliced from 3 exons. Gene Ontology annotation, cellular component: endoplasmic reticulum membrane; Golgi membrane. NCBI's taxonomy places the organism in Eukaryota, Metazoa, Arthropoda, Insecta, Diptera, Drosophilidae. The record is from RefSeq and is a predicted model, not a curated record.
AAGGUGGCAACGUCCCCAGACUAUCUCCCUUCUAAGCUGACAAAAAUAGUUUAUUCGUGGUAAACAAACCAAGUGCACAUAUUUAGCCAGAGCGAUUUGCACUCAAAAGCAAUAUCCACGCCUGCCCGUGAUUAAUGCAGCACCCGAGGAGGCAUGACAAAUCCGCACAUUAAACCGACAACUCCGCGGACAGCGUGGCAUUAAAUUACACGGGCUCCUUACAAUAGUUAUCUUGAUAUAGCCAAUAUAUAGUGUGUAUAUGCAUGUAUAUACACACUUCCUCCAGCAGCAGAAUGACAGAUAAUAAGGGGAACGUUAUCACCAUUAAGGUCGGCGAAUCGCCGGGAAGUUCGCCGCCCUCGCAGCGGAAGUCCUCGACGUCGGAAUCGCCACCGGAACUGCGAAUCCUUUGCUUUGACCUCACCUACUACAACCGCACCACUCAGUUCCUGCUCAGCUGUGCCGGCGUCUUCUUCCUGUACAUCCUGUACGGGUAUCUGCAGGAGCUAAUUUUCACCGUGGAAGGAUUCAAGCCCUACGGAUGGUUCCUCACUCUCGUCCAGUUUGGCUACUACAUCGGCUUCGGCUUGGUGGAGCGACGCUUGGAGGGCUAUCGGAUAAGCGGCGGUUCCUUUUGGAACAUUGAGCCGGAGCCACGUUGCAUUCCGAUGAGAACAUACCUAAUUCUGGCUGCUCUUACCCUGGGUACUAUGGGUCUCUCCAACUCAAGUCUCGGCUACCUCAAUUAUCCCACCCAAGUGAUUUUUAAGUGCUGCAAGCUCAUUCCCGUGUUGGUGGGCAGCAUCCUCAUUCAGGGAAAACGCUAUGGACUGCUGGACUUUGCGGCAGCCACCUGCAUGUGCAUCGGAUUGGCCUGGUUUACGUUGGCCGACUCCCAGAUGACGCCCAACUUCAAUCUGCUGGGCGUGGCCAUGAUUUCGGGAGCUCUGCUCUGCGAUGCAGCCAUUGGAAAUGUCCAGGAGAAAGCGAUGCGAGAGUUCAAGGCGCCCAGCAGUGAGGUGGUGUUCUACUCAUACGGCUUGGGUUUUGUGUACCUAUUUGUGAUUAUGCUGGUUACCGGCAACUUCUUCAGCGGCUUUGCCUUCUGCUUGGAGCACCCUGUUGAGACCUUUGGCUAUGGCUUCCUGUUUAGUUUGUCCGGCUAUCUGGGCAUUCAGUUCGUGCUGGCUCUGGUGAGGAGUAGUGGUGCUCCCAUAGCUGCCACAGUGACCACCGCCCGCAAGGCUGUGACCAUUGCCUUUUCCUUCGUGCUCUUUAGCAAGCCCUUUACCUUACAAUAUCUGUGGUCUGGUCUCAUUGUUGUCCUAGGAAUAUAUCUCAAUGUCUACAGCAAGAGGAACAAGCUGACGUUGGCCGACAUCCGGCAGAAACUUAAGCAAUUUGGAGCCAAGAUUGCCCGCUCACCGAGUCGCAAAUUCCUUAUCGAAGUUUAGAACGAUACCAAAAACAUUUACAUUUUAGUCGAAUUGGAAGCAUGGUUUUUCUACAAG